AUGCCUUUAAAAACUGACGUCCUCAUUGAGAUCAGGGUGAAAAUAUAUAAACUGAGACCACAGUGCGAAGAAGAACUUCCGUCUAGUGGCUAUGACUAUCACUGUGCAGAAUUCAGCUUCCUAAACAAAUUAGCCAGGAAAAAAGAAGGAAAGUCCCUCGUCCUGCUUUCCCAGCAUCAGGAUGCGCCACCAGGCUUGGCUCCUUCCUCCCUUCCCUCCCGACACAUCCGAGAAGCUAGAAACCCAUCAGCGCACAGCACAAAAGGACUCGUCCGCCACGGAGAAACAAAAGAGCGUGAAAAGCGGCAGAAAGAAGACAAGGGCGCAGCCGGCCGGGGAAGCCCCGCGUGGCAGCGCGCGGGAGGCGCGGCUCGGGCGCGAGAUGUCUCGCCUCCUCCUCCUCCUCCUCCUUACCCGGACGCGGGAUCCUCGCAGCCUCUUUCCAAGGAAGGGCCGGCUCCGGGAAGCCUUUGUCCCGAAAGGGACUUCGAGGCAGCCGACGGCAGCGGCAGCAGCAGCAGCAGCCUGGGGACCAUCCACUCCGGCUCGCCGUCUUCUGCUGAGGAAAGCUGCUUGAAAGGUUCCCCCUCUGAGGCGCGGGGUGCGCGAGGUCAGGCAGGAGGGCGCGCCCUGGGGACGAGGAAAGGAGUACCCCCUCCUCCUCCUCCACCUCUCUCCGGCUUCCCCUCAGAAGUCGCGCGCUCCUUUCCUUGGCCGGGGUUCCUGGAGCGCUUCCCCAGCGGCCCGGCCGCGACGUGCGCUUCAGGGGGAGCCCGCGGCGAGGCCGGGGAGAAGCGCUGCCUCCGGCGAGGGAGAGUUGCAAAGUGUUCGCAAAGUCGCUGCAUCCCCUCCCGGCUCCGGCUGCUCCCGCCCUCGCUCCCUCAGCUUUUGCAGGCGGAGGGGGAGACAGGCAGCGGGAGAGAGAGAGAGCCCAGCUCCACCCCGCCGCCGCCGCCGCCGCCGCCGCCCCUCCCUCCCCACUUCGCUCCUUCUUGCGCGCGCUCUCCCUUCCCACCCUCCCUCUCCAGGGAGUAGCCGGCUAACAAGGACCCUUCUGUUGGCUUUGUCGAAGACCCUCGCGGACAAAAUAUGCGGCUACGUUGCUGGGGCGCUUGCGUGCUGCUGGCGGGAGCGAGGAGUCGCGCUGCACGAGGGGUGCUUUGGGGUUGCUGGGUUUUUGUGCGGAGCCGGAGAGAAAAGGCGCCACUUUCAUCCUGCUCGUGAGUUGUGGGGGCUGCCCACUGAGCUUGGCCUGGAAGCUGCAGCUGGUGCAAAAUGCAGCGGCUUGGCUGCUCACUGAGGACAAUUUACCCCCUCAUCAAUGGCUGGAUGAAUAUUUGACAACUUAUGUGGGGUGUGU
Molecule: messenger RNA, 1360 nt
Organism: Podarcis raffonei (Aeolian wall lizard)
Lineage: Eukaryota; Metazoa; Chordata; Lepidosauria; Squamata; Lacertidae
Exons: 5
Coding region: 1-1035 (344 amino acids)
Source: RefSeq, a predicted model, not a curated record